GGCGGUCCUCUGUCUUCGCAUCCCAUGGCGGUCGUUCUCCUCGCGCUCCUCGGGGCGAGCCUACUCCUGCUGUCGAGUCCCCCACAGCCUGCCCUAGCAGUCCAUGUGUCGCGGAGGACUCUGCUCGUUGAGGAUGAGCUGCGAAAGCCGCUGAUCACGGGCGAACACCAGGGAGGUCCGCUGGUGAAUAUGUGCAGUGGUAGGUGGCAGCACUUGGGCAGCACAUGAAAAAAGUAGGGAGGAGGGAUGACUGUUCUGAUUGUUGCAACAGUCACAUGGAACGCGGGGUCAUCCGGCUGAGCGAAGCUGAAGGGCUGGCUGUCUGCCCUGCCUGCCGUCAAACAAGCAACAGGUAGGGGAGCUUGGGGGGGUGGGGGGGUGGGGGGGGAGUAUUUGGAAGGUCGUCGAGUGGACACUUCAAUCACACGAUUACGUGUCUCCCUCCUACUCGUUCGAUGCAUGCUGUUUUGCCUUUUUGCAGGAGGUGUGGCAGACGAGGACUUCAAGAAUGCCAUCUCCUUGCUCAUGGCUACCUGCAUGGCUAAGCAUCGGAAGCCGACCCCUGACAUCGUCCAAAUGACCAUCGAGGAAUCCGGGGACGACAAACUGGUGAAAUACUUCGACGAGCUUCGACAGGCGCGUGGCAGGACAGAUUGAUCCCGGCGGUUAGAAGGAAAAGAGGUGAUUUCGUUUGUGCUCGAGUAAUUGUGGUUGUAUAUGGCCGCACAGUUCCGCUCCGAGAUGAGGUGCUUCCGAUAUUCAAAAUGGAUGCAAUGGGUACGGCGCAGCAUCAUGGGAAAGGCUGUGGGAUGAGGUUCAUGACCGAAGACACAUCGUCGCCGCCAAGAGGAGUUUUGAUGUAGGCGGGCAGACGCACAACGCACAUCUACGCCACGUCUCUCUCCAUGUCUCCUUGUGUCAUAAAUCAGGGCAAUUUUUGUCGACAAAGAGAGACUCAGCAAAAGAAAUCUCGAAGUGGAAAGGGUCGAUACGUGGAAGGAGCCGUUUCAUACGUUGGUGAGAACUCAUGUGACAUCCAUAAUCUCUCAUUUUCUACAUGGCCAAAUGCAGUUUAUCAACAAGAUGGAAGCAGAGUAUACUGAGUCCACGGCCAGCAAGUCAGCAGUGUAUGCUCGGCUGGCCAUACGAUUCCAACAUGGCAACUCGACCUCAAAAUCCGGUCGGAAGGACAGCAUUACCAGCUUUUUUAAGAAGACCUCACCACUCUUCGCGUGCAGACUUCAAUCUUUGCUUUGCCGGCACUCACCUUAAGACACAAGACGAUGUGCGCCAUUCUCAGGCCAAGCGAAUAACGUCUUUUCUGACGAACUCACGCUUUGAUGCUCGAAAUCUUCGUGCAGACUGCGACGCGGCAGUGUUGUGAGUAAAGAACGAGAUACCUAUGUCGAUUGAUUGCGUGUAUAUUCUGGAUGGCUCGUGUUUGUCUGUGCCAUGCAGCAAUGGCGCUUUCAAUCCACGCAAGGGGCGAGAGAUGAGAGAUUGCGACCCCAAGACCAAGGCCUGCAUGGGGAAAAUCUACGAUGACAGCAACUGUAGAUUGGAGACUCACUGUGAAUGCCAUGCCACUAUCGUAUUUGUGAGUUCAUGUUGGUGUGCAGGUGCAGAAAUGCUUACACCAAACGGUAAAGGGUUCAUCGACUAUGACCACCUGCUAGAAGUCGCCAAGGCAAGAGACGAAAUCACGACGCUUUGGCGAGGGUGGCACAUGAAAGGUGCAAUAGCCCCUGAAAGUCUCAUUCUCGAUGGGGACUGGAAAGAGGUGUGAUGAAUGAUAAGGAAGAGACGAGACAUGAAGAAGUAGCACUGGCUCUCUGCAGAUACCCAUUAACUUCCUUCCAACAUUCACACGUCCAGUCCGACGAGAGAAGCCCACAAAGAUUGACGAGUGUUACUACAAGCCGAAGCGCCAAGCCACGAACAAGACGAAGCUGGAAACUCCACGUGAGGACCUAGCUGAUCACAUGCUUUGCGAGGCGGAAGAGGAGAAUGUGGACAAUUUUGGGUACAACAUGGAGGCAGGUACGUAGACAUACAGACGGCAUGCGAGAUUGGUUAUCUUUUGCGCGUCUUCUCGUCUUAGCGUGUGCGGCGGGAGAGUGUUACCUGGGUAAGGUGACUUGUGCGUGGGAUGGACGUGUACAUCUGUCUGUGCUCUGUAUUGAUGUAUGUGCCUGUGCGUCAGUCGGAAGUCGCAAGAAAAGCAAGAGGAUGAAAUGUAGGCAACGUAUAUAUUAAGAAAGCAGUCAACCGACCAUUCAUGUCUCCUGCUUGAGUAGGUCCUCAGUACUGCGACCGCGUUCUUGUGUGGCCUGGGAGCGUCUGUCGUGCCGGCUUGUACAGGUAAUCACGGCUACAAACUGCUGAAUAGAUAGGAUGAUGUAUAUCAAUCCUUGCUGUGAGCUGUAUCUACAGCUCAGUACCCCACAUCACGGCUUCUGACCACACCCCCGUCUACGCCAUCUUGCAGCUGGAGAUCCCACAACGCGAUAAGAUACGGUCGAGGAGAAUUGAGCGCCUAAUGAAAAACCUCACAAACAGACUCAAAUCAGUCAGACUCGACAGACUCAAAUCAGCCAUCUCUUCUGUGAAACCAAACAGCGACUCAUCUCGGCCCUGACUCAGAGACGCGACAGUGAAGAGGAAUGAGUGGAUGGAUUGCAUGAAGAUAUGGAUGGAUGCUGUUAUUGUAGCCACGUCCGCAGGCGGCUCGAAUGCGUGAGUGAAUGGAGUCAAUGUGAUGGAGG
Molecule: messenger RNA, 2765 nt
Organism: Vitrella brassicaformis
Lineage: Eukaryota; Vitrellaceae
Source: the annotation of a GenBank genome assembly